Gorilla gorilla gorilla (western lowland gorilla) is the source of this 986-nucleotide messenger RNA. It is a transcript of the gene RPL29, whose product is annotated as ribosomal protein L29. Gene Ontology annotation, molecular function: structural constituent of ribosome. The record is from RefSeq and is a predicted model, not a curated record. NCBI's taxonomy places the organism in Eukaryota, Metazoa, Chordata, Mammalia, Primates, Hominidae. Gene Ontology annotation, cellular component: ribosome; cytosolic large ribosomal subunit. The transcript is spliced from 4 exons. Bases 398 to 865 code for a protein of 155 amino acids. Gene Ontology annotation, biological process: cytoplasmic translation.
GGCCGAGAUUGUGCCACUGCCCUCCAGCCUCGGUGGAAGAGCGAAACUCCGUCUCAAAAAAAAAAAAAAAAAAAAGAAAAAGAACACAGAUCUCCUUGCCCAACAACAUCCCUCAAGGACUCCUUUCUUUUUCAGGAUCUUGAAUAAGACUUAAGAGCCAGGUCCUGGAGAAACAGAGAAGGGAGGAGGCAGCCUGAAGGGGGCGGAGGCAAGCUCGUAGCACCGCCUACACGUCUGGCUUGCGUUCUUCCGGGCUUCGGAACUUUUCUUCGCGAAGCCUGGGGAAGCUUUUCCAGUAGUACUUUCCGGCGUUGUUGACCCUAUUUCCCGUGCUGCACCGCAGCCCCUUUCUCUUCCGGUUCUAGGCGCUUCGGGAGCCGCGGCUUAUGGUGCAGACAUGGCCAAGUCCAAGAACCACACCACACACAACCAGUCCCGAAAAUGGCACAGAAAUGGUAUCAAGAAACCCCGAUCACAAAGAUACGAAUCUCUUAAGGGGGUGGACCCCAAGUUCCUGAGGAACAUGCGCUUUGCCAAGAAGCACAACAAAAAGGGCCUAAAGAAGAUGCAGGCCAACAAUGCCAAGGCCAUGAGUGCACGUGCCGAGGCUAUCAAGGCCCUCGUAAAGCCCAAGGAGGUUAAGCCCAAGAUCCCAAAGGGUGUCAGCCGCAAGCUCGAUCGACUUGCCUACAUUGCCCACCCCAAGCUUGGGAAGCGUGCUCGUGCCCGUAUUGCCAAGGGGCUCAGGCUGUGCCGGCCAAAGGCCAAGGCCAAGGAUCAAACCAAGGCCCAGGCUGCAGCUCCAGCUUCAGUUCCAGCUCAGGCUCCCAAAGGUACCCAGGCCCCUACAAAGGCUUCAGAGUAGAUAUCUCUGCCAACGUGAGGACAGAAGGACUGGUGCGACCCCCCACCCCCGCCCCUGGGCUACCAUCUACAUGGGGCUGGGGUCCUCCUGUGCUAUUUGUACAAAUAAACCUGAGGCAGGA